Messenger RNA from Drosophila busckii, 2001 nucleotides. RefSeq lists its product as uncharacterized. Lineage: Eukaryota; Metazoa; Arthropoda; Insecta; Diptera; Drosophilidae. The record is from RefSeq and is a predicted model, not a curated record. The transcript is spliced from 9 exons. Bases 1 to 2001 code for a protein of 666 amino acids.
AUGUUGGCCAGUCUAAUGGUUACGCACUUGAGCAGACUUAUACAAAUCAUAGUCAGUCAGCACUUUGGCUCAUUAUGCUCAUUGCUCAUAGUGCACAACACCACGCACACUGGCAGUCGGCUACAAUUGGAUUACCUGGACGCAGUGCAGCUGGCAUUGCGUAAUUUCAGUGAGCCAAGCCUCUUGCAGUGGAUCAAUCUGGCCGAAUUGCCUGCGGAUGAGUCCAAGCCAAGUGCAUUUGAAUGGCAGCUACUGCGUGCCGUCAAUGACUCUGCCACCCAGGGCUUUAUUACGAUAUUGCCACAGACGUCGAGCUUUCUCCACGCCCGCUACUUUGCCACCCGCAAUGCCAAUGUGCGGCUUAAGGAUAAGCGGUAUCUGUUUCUCUGCGAGCACGAAGACCCCAACGAGCUGCUAAGCAUCGAAAUACUGCAAUUCUAUCCAGAGCAUCUGAUGGUGCGGCCGAGACGGCAAGCGCAUAGUAAAUAUAAACUUGGGGCAACUGAGAGUGGCGUAACCAGUGUGCCACACCCAUACCGCGACAUCAAUUUCGAGCUAUGGUCACAAAAGUUUGUCGGUGCCAGUGGAAAUUUGGAUGCCGAGCUCUUGGACGCAUUCUUGCCAAACGAAACUUUCGCCAAGCACGCCGAACUUUAUCCCAACAAGCUGCUCAAUCUGCAGAGUCGCACGCUGCGCAUGGGCUCCAUUACUUAUGUGCCAUACACAGUUACUAAUUAUGUGCCAGCUGGUGAGGGCAAUUGUGAUCCAAUUAGGCCGCACGAGGCCAAUCGCUCGAUUGCCUUCUAUGGCACCGAAGCCAAUCUUAUGCACACUUUCUGCGAAGUGCAUAAUUGUCGACUACGCGUCGAGGCUUAUGGCGCUGACAAUUGGGGCAGUAUCUAUGAGAACGAAAGUGCUGACGGCUUGCUGGGCGAUCUGUACUUGCAACGCAUAGAGUUGGCCAUUGGCUGCAUCUACAAUUGGUACAACAACAUAACGGAGACAUCGAGUACCAUAGCGCGAUCUGCAGUCACUGUGCUGGGACCAGCUCCAGCUCCGCUGCCUGCUUGGGUUACUGAUACGCUGCCUUUUGCCGCUGCUACUUGGAGACUGCUGCUGGCAACCAUCGCCGUGUGUAGCGUUGUGCUCUGCGUGCUGCGCUACUCGAACUACUUGCUGGCUACGCAUAGGCGCCCUGGUGGCUUUGACUUUGCCAACAAUUUGGCCAAGUCGCUGCUGGACAUAUUCGCGCUGUUCAUACAGCAGCCUUCAGCACCUGUGAUUUUCAAUCGCUUUGCCACACGCUUCUUCUUGGCCACGCUGCUGUCUGCCACGAUUACGCUGGAGAACAUUUACAGCGGGCAGCUCAAGUCGCUGCUUACUGUGCCCUUCUAUGGCGCACCAGUGGAUACAGUGCAGAAGUGGGCGCAGACGCAAUGGAAGUGGGCAGCGCCUUCAAUUAUCUGGGUGCAUACAGUGGAAAACUCCGAUCUGGUCAGCGAGCAGAUGAUCGCGCAGAGCUUCGAAGUGCGCGACUACAGCUAUAUGUACAACUCUAGCUUUGCGCCCAACUACGGAUUGGGCAUCGAACGCCUCACUUCUGGUGCCUUUACCUUUGGCAAUUAUGUGACACAUGAUGCUUUGGAGAAUCGCAUCGUGCUGCAUGACGAUCUGUACUUUGACUGGACUCGCGCUGUUUCCAUACGCGGCUGGCCGCUCAUGCCGCUGCUUAACCGGCACAUACGCCAGUGCCAGGAGUCGGGUCUCUAUGUGCACUGGGAGCUAACGAAUGUGGUCAAAUAUUUGGAUAAGAAGACGGGACAGAUUUUGUUCAACCAGGCCAGCGGGCAGGUGGCCAAGAAGGCACCGAAGCAACUCAAUGUGAACGACAUUUCGGCUGCACUCUUUGUGCUGGCCUUUGGCCUAACCAUUGCCGCCUGUGCUCUGCUGCUGGAGCAUAUGCAUCAACGGCUGCUGAUCCUGCAGCGCUGGUGCAACUAA